Molecule: messenger RNA, 1592 nt
Organism: Eublepharis macularius
Lineage: Eukaryota; Metazoa; Chordata; Lepidosauria; Squamata; Eublepharidae
Gene: STK16
Product: serine/threonine kinase 16
Exons: 8
Coding region: 241-1158 (305 amino acids)
Biological process (GO): protein phosphorylation
Cellular component (GO): Golgi apparatus; cytoplasm
Molecular function (GO): ATP binding; protein serine/threonine kinase activity
Source: RefSeq, a predicted model, not a curated record
GGCUUUAGGGCUUCUCGUGGCAGGGCUUUCCCAUUUCCCUGUCCAUUUGACCUGGGGUUCAGCCCCAGAAUCUAACUUGAGUGUCGGAGUUCAGCUCGGGGAAACGCGGAACGUAACGUUGCAAGCGAUGGUGCACUGAGCGUGUGCAGAGUGCAUUCCUCUAGAUGCCUAUACACCUGGAAUGUCAGGGAGGUCUCUCCCGCUUUUCUCAAAGGCCUAAAUGAUGUUGAAGCAACCAUCAUGGGCCACGCCCUGUGUACCUGCUCCAGGGGAACAGUCACCAUCAAUAACAAACGUUACCUUUUAAUCCAUAGGCUUGGGGAGGGUGGUUUUAGCUAUGUGGACCUUGUAGAAGGGUUGCACGACGGGCAUUUCUAUGCACUCAAACGCAUCAUAUGCCAUGACAAAGAUGAUCGUCAGGACGCCAUGCAUGAGGUGGAUAUGCACUUGCUCUUCGACCAUCCCAACAUUCUGCCCCUGUGUGCACAUGCCAUGGUGGAGAGGGGAUCCAAACAUGAGGCCUGGCUCUUGUUGCCCUACCUUAAGAGAGGAACUCUUUGGCAAGAGGUUGAAGCUCUGAGAGAUAAAGGCGUCUUCAUGCCUGAGGAGCGGAUCCUUGCCAUUCUUCACGGUAUCUGCAGGGGCCUGCAGACCAUCCAUAACAAGGGCUAUGCACAUAGAGAUCUGAAACCUACAAAUGUGCUACUGGACGAUGAUGACCAACCAUUGCUGAUGGAUCUGGGUUCCAUGAAUCAUGCACGCAUUGAGGUGCUGAAUUCCCGGCAGGCCAUGGUUAUUCAGGACUGGGCUGCCCAACGUUGCACUAUCUCAUACCGAGCACCAGAGCUGUUCACUGUUGAGAGAGAAUGCAUUAUUGAUGAACGUACUGACAUCUGGUCCUUAGGCUGCAUUCUGUACUGCAUGAUGUUUGGAGAGGGGCCUUAUGACAUGAUCUUCCAAAAGGGUGAUAGUGUGGCCUUGGCUGUGCAAAACCACCUCAUUGUGCCUCAGAAUACCAGGUACUCGCCUGCCUUGGAACAUCUCCUCUCUUCUACAAUGGUGGUAAAUCCCCAGGAGCGCCCAUACAUUGCUAACGUCAUCUGUCAGCUUGAAGCAAUACAGCCAACUCCCUCUGGACAGGACACAACACGUAUCUAAGCCCACAGAAUGGGUGGUGAAGAUGGUCAGCAGAAGAGUUGCUGCUCAUGUGGGAUGGCACAAGAGUUUAAAGGAAAGAUUUAAUAAGACCAUAUUGUGUGGUGGGGCAGGAGAAUCUGUCUUCUACCUGUUUCCUUCCCUCAGAAACUCCCCACAGCAGGCCACCUCUUUCUUGGACCUUUUACUGUUUGGGACUUGCUUGGAGCUCUCCUGUCAUUGUCAUUCUAUAGUGCCCUAGAUGUUUGGUAUGUUUGGGAAGAUUGCCAAGGUACCUUGGGACUCUGGCAAUGGAAAGAAGGUGGGGAGAAAAGAUACCCAGCAUGUUUUUUUUAAUUCAAGUACAGCAUCCUGAUGGACAACUGACUUGCGCCCUAUUCCUUUUGGCAUAGGCAAAUGUUCAAUGCCUCUGUACUGAUUAAAGUCUUUACAACAUA